AUGGAGAAGUACGACUGCAAGAAGGUCGUGGGCAAGGGGUCCUACGGGAGCGCCAUCGUCGCGAAGCGGAAGAAGGACGGCCUCGUCUGCGUCGUCAAGACCAUCGCCCUCGCGCGGCUGAGCCGCGGCGAGGCGAAGCUCGUGCGCCAGGAGGCGAAGCUGCUCGCGACGCUGCGGCACCCGCACAUCGUGAGCCACCUCGAGUCGUUCCUGCGGCGGAACUCGAGCGGCGGCCGCGAGCUCUGCAUCGUCAUGGAGUACUGCGAGUGCGGCGACCUGGAGAAGUGGGUCGCCGUGCGGCGCCGCGCGAGGCAGCGGCCGUCGGAGUCGUCGGCGCUCCGGGUCUUCGCGCAGCUGUGCAUGGCGCUCGAGCACGUGCACGCGCACCGCGUCGUCCACCGCGACGUGAAGACGUCCAACGCCUUCGUGACGCGCGACGGCGGCGGGCGCGACGUCGUCAAGCUCGGGGACUUUGGCAUCUCGCGGGUCCUCGACGCGACGGGCGACCUCGCGGCGACGGCCGUCGGCACGCCGUGCUACAUGGCGCCGGAGCUCCUCGACGAGAAGCCCUACGACUACAAGGCCGACGUCUGGUCCGUGGGCUGCGUGCUCUUCGAGCUCGUGGCGCUGAAGCGCGCCUUCGAGGCGCGGUCCAUGCCCGCGCUCGUGCGUUUAGUGAUGUACGGCGCGGCGAACAACAGCCCGGCGUACCCGAAGCUCGGCGGGUCCUUCUCCCCGGAGCUGCGGCGCCUGCAGACGGAGCUCCUGGCGAAGCGGCCCCGGGACCGGCCGGACAUCGUCGACGUGCUCGCGCGGCCCGUCGUCGCC
This is a messenger RNA of Aureococcus anophagefferens, 828 nucleotides long. RefSeq lists its product as hypothetical. Lineage: Eukaryota; Pelagophyceae; Pelagomonadales; Pelagomonadaceae. The transcript has a single exon. Gene Ontology annotation, biological process: protein phosphorylation. Gene Ontology annotation, molecular function: ATP binding; protein kinase activity. The annotation marks the transcript as partial. The record is from RefSeq and is a predicted model, not a curated record.